Molecule: messenger RNA, 1179 nt
Organism: Aspergillus calidoustus
Lineage: Eukaryota; Fungi; Ascomycota; Eurotiomycetes; Eurotiales; Aspergillaceae
Source: the annotation of a GenBank genome assembly
AUGGCACCAUCUGCCUCGCUGCAACUGCAAGAGUCUGUCGGUAAAAGGAUGCCAACGCAAAUAAGUUUGUGCCUGCCACUUGCGUCGCUCCUCAGCUCCAGGUCCCGUUCUCACACCAUCUGGGUCAUUUUUCCUCUCAUCAUUUCGUCUCUUCUAUUUCUACUCUUUCCGUUUCCUCUGUCUUGUCCUCAAUACAUCGAAUUGCCCUUUUCUUCGUGUUUGUUCUACCACCAUGACCAGAGACUAACAUCGGUGUUCCCAGCAUAUUUGGUGACACCCCUCGUUUGGGCAGCUGAUCGGCGCGGCGCACCUUCAGCUUGGCAACCGGAGCGCCGCGUGGCGGCUGGUCUUCAUACCUGGAUUAUCUGCAAAGCAAUUUGGACUGAUCUCGAUCUGUGCCCUCAUACCACCGCUGUCUCCGAACAGCUCACAUAUUCUGAUCAUCCCUCCUUCGCACACGACGGUGCAGCCGUCGCCCGUCCCGGAAUGUUGCCCGCUAUCCCCCGCUCGGCCCUUAAGUUGAAGUCCCGCAUUCCGUGCCUGAAGGAUUUACAUCUGAACUUCAUACUCAUUCACUAUGUUUAUAUCAUAUCGACAAUUCUGAUUACCUCCAUUAUUAUCUAUCCUGGAAGUGAUCUCAAGUAUAUCGAUGCGCUCUUCUUCUCUGCGGGCGCUGCCACGCAAAGUGGCCUGAAUACGGUCGACUUCAACCUGCUUCAUACGUACCAGCAGGUCAUCCUCAACUGCGUUACUAUGCUUACUACCCCUAUUUUCAUUCAUACAGCUGUUGUCUUUAUCCGUCUUUCCUGGUUCGAGAAACGCUUCCAACACGUCGUCCGCAACGCUCGGUCGCUCCGCAGUACCAGGUCUCGACCUCAGCCAAUCAGCGAAGACGGCCAUCUGCACUCUCACAGCCAGGGAGGAUCUGGAAUCAAUGGGCAUCCUAUAGUGGUGUUACACUUUACCCGCGAGAGAGGCCCGCACACCACGAUCAAUGAUCUAGAUACAUUGUGGACAACCACGCGAAAUUCAGAUCCUUCACCUACAAUAUGGGAGACAAAGGAAGAGGGCAAUCCGUCUCCGCUUGCUCAGCCAUUCACCCGCAAGCCAACUUUCACCGGGAUUUUCCGGUCUCUGACGCAAGAAAAGGGUCGGCCCACGCUUCCUUAUCUCAGCUGA